Messenger RNA from Pecten maximus, 2505 nucleotides. RefSeq names its product coiled-coil domain-containing protein 12-like. The coding region runs from base 43 to 513 and encodes 156 amino acids. Lineage: Eukaryota; Metazoa; Mollusca; Bivalvia; Pectinida; Pectinidae. The transcript has 5 exons. The record is from RefSeq and is a predicted model, not a curated record. Gene Ontology annotation, cellular component: U2-type spliceosomal complex; post-mRNA release spliceosomal complex.
CUACCAAUCAAAACCUCUGAAUAACACAGAAAAGGCGAAAGCAUGGCGUCGGUUGGCUCUAUGGAGGAGGCUGCGAGGAAGAGAAAGGAGAGACUUCGAGCUUUGAAAACAAAACAGAACCAGUCUGUCGAGCCUGGCGAAAAUGAUAUGGAAACAGAUGUAAUGGAGGCUUUGCCGAAACCUGUCUUCAGAAGCUACAAACCCCAGGAUAACAGUUUAAAGGAACAGGCAAUACCAGUAGCAAAGCCAGCAGAUGUUACAGAGAAAAUUCAAUCUCAACUGGAGGCAUCAAUAACAAAGGAAGUUGUGGAAGAGGUGGAUAUAAUGAAUUUGGCGCCAAGGAAACCAGAUUGGGAUUUGAAGCGUGAUGUAGCUAAGAAAUUGGAAAAGUUGGAAAAGAGAACUCAGAGAGCUAUAGCAGAACUUAUACGAGAGAGAUUGAAAUCCAGCAAUGAAGAUCUGGCCACUAUGGUUAAUGCAGCUAUGACUCAGAAUGUCCAGGACGAUGAUUGACCGAGUUAUUAGUGGGAUACAGCAGGAAGACAUUCUAUCCAAAUGGAAAGGAGUAAAGGAGUCUGCAGUCCCAGGAGUAAAUGAUCCGAGAACCAAGGGACACAACUCAUGUCAUUUGUUACAUGGCAGACACUGACAAAUGUAAUAUCAGGGAUACUAACUCACAACAGGAGAGAAUGUAAUCAAUACCAGACAUUUGUCUUGAAUUAUCAGUAAGGUGUGGACAAUUUCAUUAACAAAAUUAUUAAACAACAAUUGUCAUCUGUAGCAUAUUUUCUGUCUUAAAAAUGAGUUGUAAAUUGUUCUUCAUCUGUGGAUUUAGACAUUGUUGUGUUGAUGAUCUGACUUAUAUCUUAAAGUAAGGUGUGAAUCAGACAUACAAUGACAUCACUGUGUGUCAGUGUUAGGUUAUACCAUGAACUACCAGCAUUAAGACUCGCUGUUCAUCAAAUUUUGUUACUGAGUAACAAUGAAUCAAUAAGACUUACAAAACUUAAAAAAAAACCCAUACCCAUGCUGAAGGCAGCACAACAGAGGUAAAAUCACAUGUCCACUGGUUCAGAUGUCACUGGUUCACAUGUAUGCUGGUGCACCUAUCAUACUUGUUCAAGUGUCACUGGUUCACAUGUCACUAGUUCACAUGUCACUGGUUCAUAUAUCACUGGUUCACAUGUUCACUUGUUCACAUGUCCUGGUUCUUAUGACAAUGGUUCACAUGUCACUGGCUCACAUGUAACUGAUUCAUAUGUCACUGGUUCACAUGUUCACUUAUUCACAUGUCCUGGUUCUUAUGACACUUGUUCACAUGUCCUGGUUCUAUGACACUGGUUCAUAUGUCACUGGUUCACAUGUCACUGGCUCACAUGUCACUUGUUCACAUGUCACUAGCUCGCAUGUCACUGGUUCACAUGUCACUGGUUCACAUGUUCACUUGUUCACAUGUCCUGGUUCACAUGUCUGUAGCUCACAUGUCACUGGUUCAUAUGUCACUGGUUCAUGAUCACAUGUCACUGGUUCAUAUGUCACUGGUUCACAUGUCACUGGCUCACAUGUCACUUGUUCACAUGUCACUAGCUCGCAUGUCACUGGUUCGCAUGUCACUGGUUCACAUGUUCACUUGUUCACAUGUCCUGGCUCUUAUGACAAUGGUUCACAUGUCUCUAGCUCACAUGUCACUGGUUCAUAUGUCACUGGUUCAUGAUCACAUGUCACUGGUUCAUAUGUCACUGGUUCAUACAUUUUAUAUUGUUUAAAUACAUGUACUGUGUUAUACUUUGCACAUGUAAUUGUUCUGUUAUACAAGAAUACUUACUUUGACUUUAAAAAUUAUAUGUACACUGUUUAUUUUGGGAUACAUUUUGUACUUUUAAAAUUUUUUAAAGUUCCACACAUCAUGAUCUUUAGUGUUGAUGUUAUCUAACAUAAAGGAAUACAGGGAAUUUGGAUAUGUGAUUUCAUUUACCAUUUAAUGUCAGGUUGUAAUAAAGGUGAUGAUACAAUGUGUGAGAUAAUGUAUUAUAUAUAUAGGGUAUGAUUGCGUGUUAUGAUGUAUUUGUAUGUGAAAAUGUAACAUUUUAUAAGAAGAUAUGAGAGACGAGUAUAUGUGAUAGGUCUGUAAUAUAACGAUGAAUUGCAAACUUGUGAAAGUGAAAAUUAGAUUAUGGAAGUUUGUGACAGAGUCAUUAUCUGAUACCCACGGUUAAUUACACUACACUACACUUUUCACCUGUGAUAAGUGUAGCGUAGUGUAGUGUAAUCAACUCUGGGCAUCAAACAAUGUGACAGUGUAUAAUUGUAUAGUGUAUAAUUGACUUAAUGUGACUUAUCAGAUGUUUGAAUGGUACUCUCUGAAGAUGAAUGAAGAAACAUUAUUGUGAGAUUGUAGGUACAUGCUCUGUAAACAGCAAUGUAAGGUAUGAUAUCUUAAAAAUGCACUGUAUUGUAUGUACUUGUAAGUGAGAACAAAACAUAAUAAAUAUUGCCAUAUCUUUU